AUGGCUUUCUACCAACCCCAACAAGCUGCGCAUCAACCUAAUCCAGACUUCUUCGUCGAACAUGUCGACGCCCCGCAACCUCCCCAGAUGGGCACCCGCGAAGCUGCCAAGAUGAUCGCCAGGCAACGCCAGGAGAUCAUCGCUGGUGAACUCUCCCGUCUUGCGGCUGAUGAGUACCUGGAGGAUAUCAUGAAUCACAUGAGACACAUGGAGGACGAGACACUACCGGACGCCAACUUGAUUGACAUGCAGCGUGAGAUCCAGUGGUACAUGAGACCAUACCUCAUCGACUUCCUUAUUGAGGCUCAUGCUGCCUUUGCCCUACUACCGGAGACUCUCUUCCUAACCGUCAAUCUCCUCGACCGAUACUGCUCUCGGCGGGUUGUGUACAAGCAGCACUACCAGCUCGUUGGCUGCGCGGCGCUCCUCAUUGCGGCUAAAUAUGGCGAUAAGAAGGAUCGUGUUCCUCAAAUCCACGAACUCAACAACAUGUGCUGCGGCCUCUACGAUGCGGGCAUGUUUGCCCAAAUGGAGAUGCAUGUUCUCAACACGUUGGAGUGGAACAUCGGUCAUCCCACCGUCGACUUCUUUUCCCAGCUACUCAUCGCCGAGGAACAGGAUAAGGUUGAGGUGGAACACAUGGCGUCCUACAUCUGCGAGAUUGCCCUUUACCAUCGGGAUUUCGUCUCGACCAAGCCGUCGGUCAUGGCGCGUUCGUCUCUCGCCCUAGCAAGAGCCAUCCUUGGCGAGCCCGAGGUCAAUGAUGGCGAGUGGGAUCACGUGGAGAAUCUUACCUUGCUGACGUUGUCACGGCAUCUUCACCAGCCGUCCGUGGCGUUGGCCCGAAAGUAUUCCUCGCCUCAUCACUUGUGCGUAUCGAAGAAGUUGGCAGCAUUCAUGGCCCAUCAGGCUAGCAUUGCCCGAGCUCAAUCCGGCCCGCCGUCGCCGCCGUCCGAACCCGCCAAGCAAGCCGACAUUUACAGCACGCCACAGAAGGGCCACGGCGCUGUCCAGGGUGUUGCCGACGGCUACAUGACGCCCCCGAUAACCCCCGACGGGUCUGGCUACGCGAAUGGUCCGAAAGAACAAUACUAUCCCGUCGCACCCCGGUGUCCCGUUACCCCAUCACCGCAACCUCACCACGUCGUCUACCAGCAACAGCACCUGCAGCAGCGGUACGCGGCCUACCCACACGACCCUAUGGGCCAGAUGGUAUGA
Molecule: messenger RNA, 1218 nt
Organism: Sodiomyces alkalinus F11
Lineage: Eukaryota; Fungi; Ascomycota; Sordariomycetes; Glomerellales; Plectosphaerellaceae
Product: cyclin domain-containing protein
Exons: 2
Coding region: 1-1218 (405 amino acids)
Biological process (GO): mitotic cell cycle phase transition; regulation of cyclin-dependent protein serine/threonine kinase activity
Cellular component (GO): centrosome; nucleus; cyclin-dependent protein kinase holoenzyme complex
Molecular function (GO): cyclin-dependent protein serine/threonine kinase regulator activity
Source: RefSeq, a predicted model, not a curated record